Molecule: messenger RNA, 1002 nt
Organism: Cyclocybe aegerita
Lineage: Eukaryota; Fungi; Basidiomycota; Agaricomycetes; Agaricales; Hemipholiotaceae
Source: the annotation of a GenBank genome assembly
AUGUCGCUCGGGACGCUGAGGGCAUCCCUCUUCAGAUCUGUCAGACACGAGCGAUGGACGCGUCUGACACACUCUGGAGCUCGUCACUUAUCUCGAAAACACAUAGUGCCAACUGCAGAGGGAGCUGUUGAACUCUCGUACACCUCGAUCAUCCCGGAGAACGGUAAUGCGACGGAGAAACCGUUGGUCAUUCUUCACGGACUCUUUGGCUCAAAACGAAACUGGGGCUCGCUAUGCAAAACCCUGCACCGCGACAUGCCUCAUCGGCCAAUAUACGCCCUCGACCUGCGCAAUCAUGGAUCUUCACCGCAUGCGACACCGAUGACCUACAAGGCCAUGGCCCAAGACGUACAGAAUUUUAUAGAAGAUAAACAGCUGGAGGAGGUAGCUCUGCUGGGACACUCCAUGGGAGGAAAGGUCGCUAUGGCCUACGCACUUUCUCUUGACACAUACCAAGCACCGAGAGACACACUUUCGCGUCUUAUCAUAUCCGACAUUGCCCCUUCAAUAGGAAGACUAUCAAACGAGUUCAUCAAAUACGUAGAAGCGAUGCAGAGAAUAGAGGCGCUGGCGCCGGGCGUUAUCAAGACACGGGCGGACGCGGACAAGAGGUUGCAGCCCUAUGAACCCGACAUCUCUGUCCGCCAAUUCCUCCUCACGAACCUCCAACUGCCCAGCCAUUCACGGGCAGUCGCGCACGACGCGUCGAGCGAGAAGGCGAGAUUCAUUGUACCGCUCAAUAUCCUGACGCACUCGAUCGAAUCUCUGGGAUCGUUCCCUUAUGAAUACAAUGUAGAGGAUGGAAGCGUGCCGAAGACUUGGGAUGGGCCAACGCUGGCAGUGAAGGGCACCAGGAGCGCGUUUAUAAACCACAGGAAUCUUCCUGCCUUUGAGGCUUUCUUCCCGAAUAUGCGCCUGGAAGAGCUGGAUACGGGACAUUGGGUGCAUGCUGAGAAGCCCAACGAGUUCCGCAAGCUCGUGGUCGACUUCCUCGCCAGCUGA